AUGAUCGUUUCACCAACGGGAUACAUCAACCCGUACCUGUACAACACGUCUGCCACACAUUACAAACACAACUCGAGCGAAUCCGAUGCCUCCUCCUGGGAAGAGGCCGGAAACUACCAACCCUAUUCCGAAUUCAACACCAAACAACCGCAGCAAUCACAGCCACAGCAGCCUCAACAAUCACAGUCACAACAGCAGCAGCAACAGCAGCCGCCAGUAUACUACAAAUCAAAAGUACCACCUCAAGCAGCCUAUCAACCAAUGCCACCACAGGCAAUUAUAUCGCCCCCUCCUCCUCAGAUGGGCGUGCCCCCCUUCAACAAUGCCAACAUGGCUCCAUUCGCCGGUGCCAUGCCUCCCUUCCAGUCGGCCCCACCCCACCAAGGCGGCCCACUAUUCCACAAGCGACUUUGCAAGUUUGCCGAGCGUUGUCGCAAUGGUGAUGAGUGUCCCUAUUACCAUCCCAAGCCACACGACAACAUUCACAACCCACAACAACAACAACAGCCACCUCAGCAGCAACAGCAACAGCCACCACAACCACAACAACAACAACAGCAGGAUCCAAUGAUGCCCUAUCGUCAACCAAUGAUGCCAGGCUAUCAACAGGGAUACAACUUCCCUCCAAUGCAAUACCCACCAUACUACUACAACAGAGGUCCCUACAUGCCGAACGAACACCAACACCAGGGACCACAUCAUCAGCCACACCAUCCACAACAGCAUUCGCCACCUCCAACCACUCACGAAUCACCAUCAGGAAACUUUAUAUCGAUGACACCAGAGCAACUGAUUCAAUCAUCCAUCCCAUCGCCAACACCCAUGCCUCCAAUCCCCUCGACAUCACCCGCUGCCCUCCACAACAUGAACAGUGUCGCUCAUCAGCCCUCUUCAUCCACUCCCACUCCAGAACCAUCUCCAGAGCCCCAAACUACAACAGCCAACAGUAUCACUGCCACCACGCCAAUCGCACCAACUACAACAACAACAACUACACCAACUACACCAACGAACACUCCAACCAACACUCCAAACAAUACGCCAAACAACACUCCAACAUCGACUCACAACCCUUCCAAUCACAGAUCCAAGUCCAACCAACAUAGAAAUGACUUUAAACAAGAAAACAGCAACAACAGCAACAAUCAUAGACAGUCCAAUGGAAGACACUACAACAAAUCAUCAUCAUCACCAUCUACAUCGUCUUCUUCAUCCACUGCCACUUCGUCCACGUCCCAGCAAUCGACACAUCCGUCCACCUCCUCUCCAUCUACACCAGUCAAUGAUGUUGCCACACCAUCAACAACAACGACAACGGUAGCAGCAACGACAACCAUUACUGCCUCUAUUACAACAGAGAACAAAGUGGAAUCAAUGGCUUCGGCCAUCAAACAGAUCCAUGGAGUUAAAGAAGAGAGUGGAUCAUCCCAAGCAACGACCAAACAUGAGUCCUCCCCUCAGCAACAACAACCACCAGCAUCAUCACCAUCUUCACAACAACACCAGCAACAGUCACACAGGAGAGGACCCAGCGACAGAGACAACAACAAACCAAACUACAAGUCUGGCAGUCCAAAGGCCAAGCCCGCUCAUUCAUUCAACGAUGACAAGAACCACAAGACAUCCCCAGCUUCUGGUGCCAGCGCCAAGCCCCCAGUGCGACGUGAGAAUUCACACAAGAGCAAGAACAACUUCCCGCCCUUGGGUAGUACCGGUUCUAGACACGUUGAUGAGCAGAAGAGUUAA
Molecule: messenger RNA, 1746 nt
Organism: Acytostelium subglobosum LB1
Lineage: Eukaryota; Evosea; Eumycetozoa; Acytosteliales; Acytosteliaceae
Exons: 2
Coding region: 1-1746 (581 amino acids)
Molecular function (GO): metal ion binding
Source: RefSeq, a predicted model, not a curated record